AUGAAAGGAAAGUGCAUUGCAGUAUGUGUUGUUGCUGGUGUUCUUGGUCUAAUAGCAAUUAUUCUGGGCUUUACUGCUGAGGGCACCAGGAUUAAGGAUGAUAAAGUAAUGUACACAGAAGAUGGGGAAUGUAUUUAUCCAAAGAGUCCAUCAAUGGCAUUGGGAAUAAUUGGUGCAAUCAUACUUUUGAUUGAGCAAAUCUUGAUAAGUGCUGCAUCUGGCUGCUUUUGUUGCAGACCAAAUCCUUGUCCAUCUAGCUGUCGUGGUAUAAUCGCUGUGGUUUGCUUCAUCUUCUCUUGGUAA
Molecule: messenger RNA, 303 nt
Organism: Amaranthus tricolor (Joseph's coat)
Lineage: Eukaryota; Viridiplantae; Streptophyta; Magnoliopsida; Caryophyllales; Amaranthaceae
Exons: 2
Coding region: 1-303 (100 amino acids)
Source: RefSeq, a predicted model, not a curated record